Molecule: messenger RNA, 803 nt
Organism: Sinocyclocheilus grahami
Lineage: Eukaryota; Metazoa; Chordata; Actinopteri; Cypriniformes; Cyprinidae
Product: MOB kinase activator 3C-like
Exons: 3
Coding region: 107-757 (216 amino acids)
Source: RefSeq, a predicted model, not a curated record
UCCCUAUUGGCUGUGACGAGGGCCCUGGGAAUCAUACGAGUGAAAAAUCACAAUCUUCCAGAUCCUGAUUGGAUCUGACGACUCUGUCACCCUGCUCAGUUCAGCAAUGGCUCUGUGCUUGGGGCAGGUUUUCAGCAAAGACAAAACAUUCCGGCCUCGAAAGCGAUUUGAACCUGGAACCCAGCGCUUUGAGCUGUACAAAAGAGCCCAAGCGUCUCUGAAAUCAGGCCUGGACCUGAGGAAAGUGGUGCAGCUGCCGGACGGGGAGAACAUUAAUGACUGGAUAGCUGUGCAUGUGGUGGAUUUCUUCAAUCGAAUAAACCUCAUCUACGGGACCGUGAGCGAGUUCUGCACUGAGAAGAGCUGUCCCAUCAUGUCUGGAGGGCCACGUUAUGAAUACAGGUGGCAGGAUGGGGAUCAGUACAAGAGGCCCACCAAACUGCCUGCUCUUAUAUACAUGAACCUCCUGAUGAACUGGAUCGAGUCCCUCAUCAACAAUGAGGACAUCUUUCCUACACGAGUAGGAGUCCCUUUUCCAAAGAACUUUCAGCAGGUGUGCAAGAAGAUACUGAGCCGCUUGUUUCGAGUGUUUGUACACGUGUACAUCCAUCACUUUGACAUGAUCUGUAGUAUGGGAGCUGAGGCCCACAUCAACACCUGCUACAAACACUACUACUACUUCAUCUCUGAGUUCAGCCUCAUCGACCACUCGGAGCUGGAGCCUCUUAAAGAAAUGACAGAGAAGAUCUGUAACUGAAAGAUGCGGAGAACCAAUGGGAAUCCAAAUGUCAAACAUUCAGACC